ACCUUCAAAAUCUGAAAUGAGUAAUCUUCUUGAGAUGUGCUCUAGCUUAAUGGAAACUGUCUUAAAUGAAAAAGAUCCUGACUACAAGCCUCCACAAUCUCUAAAGGAUUUGCAAAAAAAUGUUGAACAAACUAUUAACGUUCCAUUACAAACUAAAUAUGCUAAAUCAAUUAUAAGAAAUCCAAAUGAUCCAGAAUCGCUGCAUGUAACAUUUUCAACUGAAAGAAGUACACGAAAAAUCACUACACAAUAUAGUUUUAAUAUAAGCAGUAUGUUUCCUCCACAUUUAGUGCAGACAAAAAAUCUAGAUCAUCCGGAAACGGAUAGUAAAAGUCAACUAUAUAAUGUUGCUGCUUUCUUUAAUGUUGGAACUCCGGUUUGAUAAAAUUAUGAUUGGUUGUUAUUAACUUUAUGUAAUGUUAACCAAACUGUUGCUUCUAUUUACUA
Ctenocephalides felis (cat flea) is the source of this 447-nucleotide messenger RNA. RefSeq names its product protein zwilch-like. NCBI's taxonomy places the organism in Eukaryota, Metazoa, Arthropoda, Insecta, Siphonaptera, Pulicidae. The record is from RefSeq and is a predicted model, not a curated record. The transcript has 4 exons. The coding region runs from base 17 to 382 and encodes 121 amino acids.